CUUCCAUUAUGUAGCAAAUAUGUAGUAGCCGUGUAGAGUUUUUUUCUUCACAGUGUGUUAUCGGUGCCCAUAUUUUUCUUUUUUGUUGAAAUUGAAAUUGCACUGCCAAAGGAGGAGAUAUCAUGACUGAUAAGGGCAAACUGUCUGUGGCUGUUGUCUGUUCCUCCAACAUGAAUCGCUCCAUGGAGGCGCACAAUUUUCUGGCCAAGAAGGGUUUCAACGUGCGCUCCUACGGCACCGGCGAGCGCGUCAAGCUGCCCGGCAUGACCUUUGACAAGCCGAAUGUUUACGAGUUCGGGACCAGCUACGAGGACAUACACCGCGACCUGGAGUCUAAGGACAAGGAGUUCUACACACAAAACGGUCUGCUGCAUAUGCUAGACCGCAAUCGCCGACUGAAAAAGGCCCCAGAACGCUUUCAGGAAACCAAAGAAAAGUUUGAUAUUAUUGUUACCGUAGAGGAACGUGUCUACGACUUAGUGGUGUUGCACAUGGAAUCCAUGGAUUCAGUCUACAAUCGCCCCGUUCACGUGCUAAACGUCGACGUGGUGGACAAUGCCGAGGAUGCUUUGAUGGGGGCAUUUCUGAUAACAGAUAUGAUUAAUUUACUGGCCAAAUCAAAUGAUCUCGAUAAUGAUAUUGAUGAAAUGAUACAGGAAUUUGAAGAGCGUCGCAACCGAGUGAUCCUGCACUCAGUUCUCUUUUACUGACGACCGACAUUCAUCAAUGGUACUUGUAUUUUUCCUAUCCAUCACCUGCGCUUUAGCUACAUAUACUACAGUCCAUUUGUGAGACGGAGUGAGGCGGGAUUUGCAGCAUACCAACUUUAAUAAUGGGAGCCAUAGGAAAUGUACAUAAGUUGACCGCGAAAGCGAGAUUUAGAUUAUUUAAACAACAAAUUGACAGAUACACACACAGACAACUGACAGCCCCAUACAUCAUUUGACACCGUUGUUGGUUUUUAGAAACUGCAUUCGCCCCAUAGAUAUGAUAUGUAUGUGUGUCUUACGACAAGUGACAGCCAUCACAAUACGCUGAAGGGUUAUCGGCUUGAAUACUUUUCAUUUAUGUCAUAUGUUUGUAUGUGUGAGCGUCCAACUCUUUUUAAUACCAAUUACCAAUACGGAGUACCAUCGGUGGUACUUCAACAAUUCUAGCUAGUUCCAUCAUUUCCCCACCUGGCAGCUCUGGCUGGGUAACGAUCUGGCUCCCCCUUUUUCACAAAAAAACGCAUGCGACGACGGCGUCACACAAUACACACACCCAUGCACAUCCAUUCUUACGAUUUUCGUACAGUGAAUGCCUGUGUAUGAGUAUGCACAACAGAGAACCGGCACUGGCCGAACAGACCAGGAGCGCAUUCAGCCCUCAAGGGUGGGGGGCCCAUAGCUUUUUUAUUUAAAGAAACUUAACAAUAAAUACAAAUUAGACACCUAAUCGAAUCAGUGGCAGUAGAGCAUUGUAGACUGGCUGUUAGUUUCAAACAAUCGCCGAA
This is a messenger RNA of Drosophila pseudoobscura, 1495 nucleotides long. RefSeq names its product Ssu72 CTD phosphatase (gene Ssu72). Gene Ontology annotation, biological process: termination of RNA polymerase II transcription. The transcript is spliced from 3 exons. NCBI's taxonomy places the organism in Eukaryota, Metazoa, Arthropoda, Insecta, Diptera, Drosophilidae. Gene Ontology annotation, molecular function: RNA polymerase II CTD heptapeptide repeat phosphatase activity. Gene Ontology annotation, cellular component: mRNA cleavage and polyadenylation specificity factor complex; nucleus. The record is from RefSeq and is a predicted model, not a curated record. Bases 123 to 710 code for a protein of 195 amino acids.